Messenger RNA from Ctenopharyngodon idella (grass carp), 2489 nucleotides. RefSeq names its product ring finger protein 11b (gene rnf11b). The transcript has 3 exons. Lineage: Eukaryota; Metazoa; Chordata; Actinopteri; Cypriniformes; Xenocyprididae. The record is from RefSeq and is a predicted model, not a curated record. The coding region runs from base 423 to 887 and encodes 154 amino acids.
AAAGUGACUGCCUGAAAGGCAACAUUGUCUGAGUCGCCAUUGAGAGCGAGCGCAUAUUUGAUAUUGUAGAAAUUAUUGUUCGUAGGCUAACCAGUGUUUACAGUUGAGACGAGGAGAAAAGGACAACACUACAUAACACGGCUUUAGGGCAAAUAGACGUAUUUGACAGGUUUAAACUGUGUGUGUUUAUAAAAACAUCGAUUCAUAUCCGUGUAUGACACUUUUUGCUAGGGUUCUUUGUGUCGACAAUGGUUUGUUUUUCUCCGUCAGGAUCUCUUAUGGUGAUCGGAUCAUUUUAAAUGAAUGAUAGAGGUUUAGUCAUUCUGUUUAAAAGGACAGAAAUCUGGUUGUAGUGAUUAAGGGCGGACAGGAAGAGAUAGGCAGGAUUUCAACAUUUAGACAACAAGGAGUUUGGAAAGGAGAUGGGGAAUUGUCUGAAAUCUCCCACUUCGGAUGAUAUCUCCUUGCUCCACGAAUCACAGUCAGACAGGGCCAGUUUCGGUGACGCCAACGAUCCGGAUCAGGAACCGCCACCUCCGUAUCAGGAGCAGAUCCAUGUGCCGGUGUACCACCCCACUCCCAGCCAGGCCCGUCUGGCGACCCAACUGACUGAAGAGGAGCAGGUCCGGAUCGCUCAAAGGAUCGGCCUCAUCCAGCAUCUUCCCAAAGGUGUCUAUGAUCCAGGCAGUGAUGGCACUGAGAAGAAGAUUCGAGAGUGUGUGAUCUGCAUGAUGGACUUUGUGUACGGAGACCCCAUCCGGUUCCUCCCCUGCAUGCACAUCUACCACCUGGACUGCAUAGACGACUGGCUGAUGAGGUCCUUCACAUGUCCCUCCUGUAUGGAGCCUGUAGAUGCUGCCUUGCUCUCGUCCUACGAAACUAACUGACUACUGCCUGCACUGAUCCCCGCCCUACACACACACACACACAACCCUGUCCUCACACAGCCCCUUUGCAUAAAGAGCAAAACCGUCUGCUCGACUGGGGCGUGGGAUGGUUUGUCUGUGGCAUCAUUGGAUAAAGGAGGACCUGCGAGGCCACAGUGAUAAUUAAAACCCCUCCUGCAUUGUCCUGCUGGACAGGGAAAUCUGCAGGAGCCCUUUUGCACCCUGACGACUUUAUCAUGUGAUUCCUUUGUCUCUCUUCGACGACACCCAGACAAGCUGGUCACGCACCAUUCCACUGUAGCAACACUUACACUGGAAGGAGACGAACCUUUGAGAAAUGUACUGGAGGACUCUUAAAAACACAUCUUCAACAUUCAAUCUCUAUUUAUUUCUUCCUUUCUCAGUGUCUGUUUCCAUAAAGGGCUUUCUGCCGAAGCUGCAGUGGAGCAAAACAAAUGGCAUUGCACAUACACAUGCAAAGAAAGAAGAAAAAGUCUCCUCAUGAUUUUUGCACUUUUGACUCAAAGAAUUAAGCCCAACUGUACACACACACAUGCACAUACUCCCCCAUGUGCACACAGGAAUCAUCCCAUACAACUUUUAUUUAACCACAUGUUAGCUUUUGAGUUUGUAUGUUUGUUUACUUGUUUUAAACUACUCUGAACACUUCAGCUGCCCAGUUUGUGUCUCUGUCGGUUAUGAGCACCAAGUCUGAAUGGAUUUGUUGGAGCAAUUAAUUAAUUAAUAAAUUAAUUAAUAAUAAUAAAAAUAAAGUAAAUAUUUUAUAUAUAUAUAUAUAAUAUAUAUAUAUAUAUAUAUUAGUGCUGUCAAAUGAUUAAUCGUGAUUAAUCGCAUCCAAAAUAAGUUUGUUUACAUAAUGUGUGUGUAGUUUGUAUAUUUAUUAUGUGUAUUUAUUUAUAUUUAUAUAUAUAUAUAUAAUAUAAUAUAUAUAUAUAUAUAUAUAUAUAUAUAUAUAUAUAUAUAUAUAUAUACACACACACACACACACACAGUAUAUAUUAUGUAAACACACUUUUAUUUUGGUUUCGAUUAAUCAUUUGACAGCACUAAUAUAUAUAUAUAUAUAUAUAAUAUAUAUAUAUUCUGCAUUAAAAUGUCAAAAUAUUGACUGUCACAUGUUGGUCAAGCUGAAAUGUUUUGUUGAUUUUUGCUUUGUGAAUCAUGAUGUUUUUGUUUUUUUUUCUUUCCUUUACAUAGUUUUAAAAUCAUCAUUACUGUUAUUGUAGUAACACAACUGAAAAAAUGUAUUUACUGACAAAAAAACACUGAAGUCAUCAAAAGUCUGAAGGUGGCUUUGAGGUCAGCCUAGAGUGAUUAAUGCAACAUUAGGCCGUAGUGACUCACGAAAGUACACGUAUGAGUGUACAAAACUGCUCGAUAAUGAUAAUUUCACCUUCAUUGCUGGUGCACUUGUGUGUUUUGUUAACUUUAUUGUACAUAGUGCAAUGAUAUGUAUUUUAGUUGCUUUUAUUUGAAUUCUCAGUACCAGAUACUUUAAAAGAAGUCUUUAUGACAUCAUAAGGGACUCAUAAGCCUAAAAAAAAUAAACAUUUGAAUCUUUCAUGGAUUCAGCUAAGUAAA